CCCCACGUGUUUGGGGGUGGGAGGUAGCGUAGCCAAAUUCAAACGGAGACAAAGCCGCGUGAUUGGUCGGGCCGGGAGAGAGUUAACGGCGGAGGAGAAGCUGCUCUUUUACAAAUACAGAGCAACAUGUCAACUGUCUCCACUGCCACCGGGGUGAAGUCUCGGCAACCCCUGUCAUAUGCUGAGCAAAGGCGCCAGAAGUUAGAAGAGUAUCUGCAGAGAAAGAAGUCUGCUAACAACGUGGCGAUCCGAGCCCGGAGCCGUUUGGAGAGCAGGGUAUACUUGAGAGACAAGACAAACAUUGAGAAACUUCAAGCUUCUACAUGGCAGACAGAAGGAAUGGUGUUCGGAGGCAAGAUUGAAUCAAAAAAAAGUAUUCAAAAUAAGCCUGUGCAAAUCACUCAACCUGAGGAACACCUAUUAGCUGACCAAGAGAACAAUUUGGAAGUAGAACAAAAAUUGAAAGGAAAUAUCACUGUAGCUGUUAACAAAAGCAAAACUGCCCAAAGCACAGAUUCAAAGAUGCUACAUUUUGGCCAAAAGUACAAUUCUAAUGUAGAACAAAAAUCAAAAUUAAAAAGACAUCCAAAAGUCCAGAAGGUCACACUCAGCCAGUCUUUUCUUGCAGUCAAAAAUGAGCAGGCCAAAUUAAUGAUUGAUGAAAAGAACAAUCAAUCAAAGCUGCCUAAUACUACUUUUAAGAAGCCCAUAUUAGGCUCAUUUCGUGGUAAGAUUGUAGAAUCUAAGAUUCAGUCCUUUAGAUCAGGUACUCCGCAAAAGGAGAAGAAACAAGAGAAAACUGAUCUGGUAACACAUACUUCUACAGAAAUGCACAAAAUAGAAUCUAAAGGCAUAAUGCACAAGCCUAGACCAAAGGGAGUGGAAAACAGGCAUCCUGUUAGGAGGGCAAUGAAUGUCACCUCUCAUAGUAAACAAAAGAGUUUGACUGCAGCAACUGGCCUCCUUACUGCAAGCAGUCAGAAAACACUUGUAACUGAUGUGCUAGACCUAAAAAUAGAUGUUGCACAAUCAGGCUGUGAUGACACUGUAGUAGUAGCAACUCAAACAAUCCGUGCAAAGAAAACUACUGUGCCAAUCCAACACACUUCCAACAGUGUAUCUGCAAGACACCCAUCAUGGAAUUUUUCAAAAGCCAUUGGUAACCUAAAACCGAAAGUGCCUAUUGAAGGGAAGAGUGGAGCACAGCUAACACAGUCGAUAGUGUCAAAGGGGAAAUUAGUAAAAAGGCCAACGAUGACAUCAUUGCAAAGAAAGAAAGUUGUGGAAUCACAUUGGACAGCAACUGUUGAGGAGGAAAAUCGAAGUGAAUUUGUGGAAAAAAUCAACCAGACCCUUUCCCAAUAUCUGAAGCAGAUUAAUGAGGGUUAUCCAAGUGAAGAUUGUUUACAAUCUCUUCAAACUUUGAUUGAGAGUGUUCCAAAAGCCAAAAAAUUUGCAAGAUAUUGGAUCUGUCUUGCACAGCUUGAACAACGCAAAGGAUCGAUGCAUAAUAUCAUGGCUAUUUAUGAACAAGCCAUCCAGAUAGGGGCACAGCCUGCAGAUGAAUUACGCAUUACAUUUGUAGAUAUUUUGAAAAACACCAAGACUCCUAAAAAACCACAUGUUGCAAUGAACAAAACUGAGGAUGGAGCACAGAAAGAUCCAAAGUUGGAACUCUUGUGUGUGACUGAACAGAGUGUUUCUGAAAAGAACGAAGUGGAUCUGGCUGAUACUGAGCAGAGGCCUUCUAUAGAGAAGAGUGUGGAGUGCAUGAAUGAUAAACUGGAUGUCCCUCCAGAGAAUCAUGAAAUGUGUAUUGCUGCAACUGAUCACAAUGUUUCCAGAGAAAAUGAAGGAGACCCCUUGUUUACUGAACAGCAAGUUUCCUGUAAUGGAAAAGCAGACCUCUCAGGUGAACAGCAACUUUAUGCAAAGGAAGAAGUGGAGCCCACAUCAAAAGAACUGCAUUCUCCUUCUGUGGAGUGUGUGGUGGAUGAAGCUGCUGGUAAAGAGGAUUGUGAGGUGGAAGAUGUAACAACAGUUGACCAGAUGAAGACCCCAUUGAAACAAAUACUGACACAGAGUAAAACACAAAAUAGAGGAUCAUCUGUUAAGUAUAGUGUGAGUGUAACCCCUAGGAAUAAAUGUGAUAAAGAUGUGGUUCAGAUGGAAAACAGAAACUCUGCAAUCAAAGAGUUGAACUUUCUGACGCCUGUGCGCCGUUCACGACGUAUUGAACAGGCAUCUUCCCAAAUGCCACUAAUGUUGCAGGACCACAAUCCCUGUGUGUCUUCACUGGAGGAUCUAAACAAUUUGAGAGGCGUAUCUAUUGCCUACUCAUUCAAGAGGAAUAAUGCAUUACAAGAAUGGACUAAUAAUUUCAAAUGAAUAUGGAUUAUCUUAUAAUUGUAUGCACCUUAUGUCCCAAAGCAUCCAUUUAGUCCAAUGCAGUACAGUCUGCUUUGCAUAAUUGUUUCCUUUUCAUUUCUAAACAGUGAUGUCCUGCAUUUUAUACUGCCUUUUAACAUAACAAAGCUAUAGAAAAUUUAGUGCUUAAUCUUGUUUUUAAAGUGCUUUGUCAUGCUGUAGUAUGACAAAGGCCUAAGAAAAUGAUGGAUAAAAAUGAGAAUGUUUUUAAAACUCCCAAGUUUGAUUUCUCCCAAGUCCAUUAGAGCUGAAUACUAUGGCUAUCCUUGUCUUCUAGUUGAAACUAACUUUUCUCUCCAGUAUUUUUAAAAGAUUUCCUUUUUUUGAUGAAGCAAAGUGCUGUAGGCACUGAAUGUGAAAUAAAAAUAAAUGCAGCUUGUUGAGCAUCAUCUGUGCACAGAAAAUAGCUAACAUUUCAGGCCAGUGCGUUUUUAUUAGAACUGGGAAUAGUUAGAGAUGUAAUCAAUUAUUUGAGCAAUGGAUAAAUAUGCCAUGUUGUUUUCUUGCUUUACUUGUUUAAGUUUUCAUUUGAGUUAGCAGCAUAACUGCUCCAGGUCCAUCUUGUUUUGUUUCUUGCAUCCAUUCCACUCCCUCUGGACCUAGAGGAAUAACCUUCUUGGCCCUUCAUUCUCUCCUGUCGUCCAUUCUUUUACAGCAUUUUUUAAAAAAAACAUUCUUGUCUCUCUUCCCUUGCUCAAAAGCUGCUACAUUGCUAAUAUUUCCCAGUUCUGAUGAAAAGUUACUGCCCUGAAAUGUUUACUCAUUUGCCUCUCUGCAUGGAUAUUGUCUAACUGCUGAACUUUCUCCCACCAUUUGUUUGUUUUUUCUUUUAAUGGCUGACAAUAUGCAAGAGUGACCUAUUUUUCUCACCCCAACAAAGUUUCAGCAAAUUUAAGUGUUUGAUUCUUUAGUUAUUAAUGUUUGAUAUGCACAUUUGUAAUCUUGUUUUUUAAAAGAAAAAAUCCACUAUGAUUGGAAGACAGUGGCAGACACAACGUAUGUAUAAUAAAGCUAUUAAUUUAAUACUUUGACUAAGUUAUCUCAGUCCUGGAAUUUAAGUUUGAGCAAACACUAAUUGAAUAAAACAUCUCUUUUCUCGUAAAGGGAAAAAAAAACUAGUGUGAAGUAUUGUUUCUGUUUUAAAAGUAGUCUUUUUUUUCUUGUGACAUAAUGUGGUAAUUUUUAACAUGCUUGCAAUAAGUAUAAACUAUAU
Molecule: messenger RNA, 3640 nt
Organism: Hemiscyllium ocellatum (epaulette shark)
Lineage: Eukaryota; Metazoa; Chordata; Chondrichthyes; Orectolobiformes; Hemiscylliidae
Product: cytoskeleton-associated protein 2-like
Exons: 9
Coding region: 127-2388 (753 amino acids)
Biological process (GO): negative regulation of microtubule depolymerization
Cellular component (GO): microtubule cytoskeleton
Source: RefSeq, a predicted model, not a curated record